Molecule: messenger RNA, 1818 nt
Organism: Sardina pilchardus (European sardine)
Lineage: Eukaryota; Metazoa; Chordata; Actinopteri; Clupeiformes; Clupeidae
Product: retinol dehydrogenase 11-like
Exons: 7
Coding region: 171-1157 (328 amino acids)
Source: RefSeq, a predicted model, not a curated record
AAUUAGGUCCCAAGGUCUCAUUUAAAUUUGAGUAACUUUCUGAGGGAGUUUAGAGGACAUCUAUUAUCCUGAUUUCAACAUAGAGGGUACAACGUCACAGCCUGUCACUUCUACUUGUAUGAAGUCACCCCCCUCUUUUCUGAUUUGUUUGGGUUGCAGUGUCAAAAGCCAUGGAACUCUUUAACCGUGUGAAAGAGUUUGCGGAGGCGCAUUCAACUGGGCUCGCGAUUGUCCUCAUUACUGGAACUGGCCUUAUCACGAUCCGUAGAUGGAUGGCUGGUGGAGUAUGCCACAGCAAAGCCCGACUAGAUGGCAAAACAGCACUGAUCACCGGAGCGAAUACAGGGAUAGGGAAAGAGACAGCUGUGGACUUAGCCGGCAGAGGUGCGAGAGUAAUCCUGGCGUGUAGAGAUAUGGGCCGGGCGAACCGAGCUGCGGAUGAGAUCCGGAAACGGAGCGGGAAUAGCAACGUGGUGGUGAAGCAGCUGGACCUGGCCUCCUUGCAGUCAGUGCGCGCACUGGCCGCUGAUGUGAAAGCCAGUGAGGAGCGUCUGGAUAUUCUCAUCAACAAUGCAGGGAUCAUUAUGACUCCAAAAUCACAGACAGAGGAUGGCUUCGAGAUGCAGUUUGGGGUGAAUCACCUGGGCCACUUCCUUCUGACCAACAGUGUUCUGGACUUGCUAAAGAAAUCCACCCCUAGCCGAGUGGUCAAUGUGUCCAGCCUGGCCCAUGCAACAGCACAAAUUCACUUUGAUGACCUGAAUAUGGAUGGGGAUCCAGAUCCAUUUAACAGCUACAAGCAGAGCAAGCUGGCCAACGUGCUCUUCAGCCGAGAGCUAGCAAAGAGACUGGAGGGCACAGGUGUGACGGUGUACAGCCUCCACCCAGGUCUGGUCUACACUGAGAUAGCUCGGCACCUGUGGCCCUCGUUAGCCUUCUGGAAACGGCUGUUCUUUCAGCCCAUCAUGCUACUCGCCAAGUCUCCGUGGGAGGGAGCGCAGACCACCAUCUACUGCGCCGUGGACGAGAGCCUGGAGAACACCAGUGGCCUCUACUACAGCGACUGUGCCCCUAAGCAGACAGCACCCCAGGCGUGUGAUGAUGCUGCUGCUAAGAAACUCUGGGACAUCAGUGCCUCCAUGGUGGGACUGGCCUAAGACAAGAAACUAACUCUCUACCAAACACACACACACUCACACGGACACACAUUCAUACAUAAAAUAUACAUGCAUAUCACUUUCAUAAUGUUUUAUUUGCGGUAAUACAUGAUGAUUAUAUCAAUGUGUAUGCAGAAUCUCUCUUAAACAUUAUGUCAUAUUGAAUUAGUUCUGUAGUUGCACUGCAAGUACAGUGUUUUCUGCAAGACCAGAAAAUAAUUUCCAUUUGGAUGAAUUGGUGAACUUAAUGUUUAAUCAGUGUUUUACAAUUGCAACUACUCGGAUACGAUCUGCUGUUAUUCUCCUUGACACUACACUUUCAAAGGUUCCUGGGGUGGUAUUGAUAAGCUCACGGCCUACCUUAUUUUAUGUAGGCCUAGCCUACUAUACAUGUUUACCUCUAUACUUUAAUUGUUUGUAAGAGUAAUAUAUUAAUGUCUGCCUACUAUCAAGGUUGCCAAAUAUAAGCUAAUUAAAUGAAUGUCAGUUGCAAAUAGGAAACACAAGCAGUCUCUCAUCUCUUAUUUAUUUGUGUUUUAAUUACAUCUAGAAACAUUUGUAGGCUAUUUAUGUUAAUGACUCAAUGGGAAAGUCCUCAUCAGAUCACGAAAACGUACCAGAAACUAAAUACAGAGUAAUAAAUAAUAAAUGUAUGUAAGAA